AUGGCUUCCAACUUCAAGAAGCCAAACGCGGCCUCUACCAGCCAGAAAAGAAAGAUGGGUCCUAAGCCCGAACUCACUGAAGGUCAGAAGCGAGAAGUUCGCGAAGCUUUUGACCUCUUCGACAUGGACGGAAGAGGGACCAUCGACGUGAAGGAGCUGAAGGUGGCCCUGAGAGCGCUGGGCUUCGAACCCACGAGGGAGAAGAUGAAGAAGAUGAUCUCCGAGGUGGACAAGGAAGGCACGGGGAUGAUCAGCUUCAAUGAAUUCUUGGCUGUGAUGACUCAGAAGAUGGCCGAGAAGGACACCAAAGAAGAAAUCCUGAAGGCUUUCAGGCUCUUUGAUGAUGAUGAAACUGGGAAGAUCUCUUUCAAAAACCUAAAGCGUGUGGCCGGUGAAUUGGAGGAAAACCUCACCGACGAAGAACUGCAGGAAAUGAUUGAUGAAGCCGAUCGGGAUGGCGACGGGGAGGUGAACGAAGAAGAAUUUCUUCGUAUCAUGAAAAAGACCAACCUGUAUUAA
Messenger RNA from Manis pentadactyla (Chinese pangolin), 519 nucleotides. It is a transcript of the gene CETN1, whose product is annotated as centrin 1. Gene Ontology annotation, biological process: centriole replication; mitotic cell cycle; nucleotide-excision repair. Gene Ontology annotation, cellular component: centriole; centrosome. The transcript has a single exon. Gene Ontology annotation, molecular function: calcium ion binding. Lineage: Eukaryota; Metazoa; Chordata; Mammalia; Pholidota; Manidae. The coding region runs from base 1 to 519 and encodes 172 amino acids. The record is from RefSeq and is a predicted model, not a curated record.